GCGUUGCGGAGCUCUGCUGAGCUAGCAGAGGGAGCGGGUCGCGGGUCGUGGCCAGGGCAAGUUUACUUUUUGGCCCUAGGCAGCCGCCGUCCGCAGCGCCCUAAAGCCCUUGGCCGGGACAGGACCCGCUCGGGCAGUCGCGGGUGACCCCUGACCCGGGCGCUCGGUACAGGGCUGACCAUGAAGUUGAAGGAACUUGAGAAGCCAGCUGUCCAAGCAUGGAGCCCAGCCAGCCAGUACCCUGUGUAUCUGGCCACAGGAACAUCUGCUCAGCAACUAGAUGCCUCUUUUAACACAAAUGCCACACUGGAAAUAUUUGAGGUUGAUUUCAGGGACCCUUCUCUGGACUUGAAACACAAAGGAAUUCUUUCUGUCUCGAGCAGGUUUCACAAGCUAGUCUGGGGAAGCUUUGGCAAUGGGCUGCUGGAAAACUCUGGAGUUAUUGCUGGUGGUGGAGACAAUGGCACACUUUCUCUGUACAGUGUGGUCCACAUCCUUUCUUCAGGAAAGGAGCCCUUGAUCGCCCAGAGACAGAAACACACAGGAGCUGUCAGAGCCCUGGACUUUAAUCCUUUCCAGGGCAAUCUCCUGGCCUCAGGAGCCAGUGAUUCUGAAAUCUUCAUUUGGGAUUUGAACAACAUGACUGUUCCAAUGACACCUGGAUCCAAGUCACAGAAACCCCCAGAAGACAUUAAAGCACUGUCUUGGAACCGCCACGUCCAGCACAUCCUGUCUUCUGCUCACCCCAGUGGUGUGGCAGUUGUGUGGGAUCUCAGGAAGAAUGAGCCCAUCAUCAAAGUCAGUGAGCACAGCGGCAGGAUGAACUGUUCGGGGCUGGCCUGGCACCCAGACAUAGCCACCCAGCUAGUGCUGUGCUCAGAGGAUGACCAGCUCCCGGUGAUCCAGCUAUGGGACCUGCGCUUUGCCUCCUCGCCCCUGAAGGUUCUGGAGAGCCACAGCAGGGGGAUCUUGUCAAUGUCAUGGAGCCAGGCUGAUGCUGAACUGCUGCUGAGCAGUGCCAAAGACAACCAGAUUCUUUGUUGGAAUCUGGCAAGCAGUGAGGUGGUGUACAAGCUGCCCACACAGAACAGCUGGUGCUUCGAUGUUCAGUGGUGCCCUCAGAACCCGCCUGUGUUCUCUGCUGUCUCCUUCGAUGGCUGGAUCAGUUUGUACUCUGUGAUGGGUAGGAGCUGGGAAGACCAGCACAUGAGGCAGGCUGACAAGAUUUGCUCUUCCUUUCACAAGGGCCAGCCUCUCCCUCUGCUGCAGGCUCCGGAGCAGAUGGCCCACGCAUCGUUAAUUCCUCCCUUGAAGAAGCCUCCCAAGUGGCUGAGAAGGCCAGCAGGCGUCUCAUUUGCCUUUGGGGGAAAGCUGGUCACUUUUGGCCUUCCCAGCAUCCCUGUCCAGCAGGUACCGCAGCCCUGCCCCCACCUGGUCUUCAUCAGUCAAGUCAUCACUGAAUCAGAAUUCCUGGCGAGGUCAGCUGUGCUGCAGGAGGCCUUGGGAUCUGGGAAUCUCCUUAAUUAUUGUCAGAGCAAGAUUCAGCAAGCUUCACUGCCAUGUGAAAGAUUGCUUUGGCAGUUCCUGAAGGUGAACUUAGAGCAUGACUCCAGGCUGAAAUUCCUCAGGCUGUUAGGUUACAGCAAAGAGGAGUUUCAGAAGAAGGUGGACACACGCUUGAAAAGUGACUUGAAGGGAGAGGAAAGCCCUCAGCCUGAGGCACACAACCCCAAAAGUGACAGAGCACACACCUUUUGCAGCCAGGCCUCCAAACACACUACCGAGGAAGCCUCUGCAUCCUCAGCCUUCUUUGAUGAGCUGGUCCCUCAGAACAUGACUCCUUGGGAGAUCCCCAUCACAGAAGACCCUGAUGGACUCUUGAGCCAGGCCCUGCUGCUUGGGGAACUGCAGCCUGCUGUGGAGCUGUGUAUGAGGGAGGAACGCUUUGCUGACGCCAUCAUCCUGGCUCAGGCUGGGGGUGCAGAGCUGCUGAAGCGGACACAAGAAUGCUACUUGGCCAAGAGGAGAACCAAAAUCUCACCGCUUCUAGCCUGUGUUGUAAAGAAGAAUUGGAAGGACCUAGUAUAUGCCUGUAGCCUGAAGAACUGGAGAGAGGCACUUGCCUUGCUACUGACAUAUUCAGGACCAGAGAAAUUCCCUGAGCUCUGUGACAUGCUGGGAACUCGCAUGGAGCAGGAGGGAGGCAGGGCACUCUCCUCUGAAGCCAGACUCUGCUAUGUGUGCUCAGGAAGUGUGGAACGGCUGGUGGAGAGCUGGGUGAAAUUCCAGCAAGCCUCAUGCCCCAUGGCUCUGCAGGACCUGAUGGAGAAGGUGAUGGUUCUCAGCAGGAGCCUGGAGCUGCUGCAGGGUUCCGACAAGAUGAGCCCAGGUCCUGCCACAACAUACAGGCUUACCCAGUAUGCCAGUCUCCUGGCAUCCCAAGGCAGCCUGGCUAUUGCCAUGAGCCUCCUACCCAGUGACUGUAUCCAGCCAGCAGCUCAGCAGCUGAGAGAUCGGCUUUUCCAUGCCCAGGGCUCUGCUGUCCUGGGCCAACAAGCUCCCACUUUCCCCUUUCCCCGAGUUGCUGUAGGCGCUGCCCUCCACUCUGAGAAGACGUCCUCGUGCAGAAUGGGAUUCCAGCCCCGUCACCAGGUCCCAGCUCCAUCUGCAAGGCUGAGGGCCCCAGCACAGCCCCCAUUAAUGAUGCCCUUCAUACCCUCCCAUCCCAGCCCUUCUCAGGGCACAGGGACACAGUCCACAAGCAACCACCCCGUGCUUGGGCCUUUGCAUGCUGGCCCUGCGGUAAGGCCCGCUUUCUCUCAGCCACAGCUGUUAGGAGGACAAAGUGCUCCAACUGAAAACCUGGUUGGAUUCUCUGGAGGAUGGCUGCUUCCUGGUCCCACUCCACUCCUAGCAUCCCUGGACACCAUGCAGCCUGGCUCUACCCCGCUGCCUGAAACUCCUAGACUGCUCCCUCUGCCUCCUAUGGGACCACCCGGCCUCAACCCUCUGGGCUCCCAGCUCUCAGCCUCUCCUGCCAGUUUUCCUGUAGUUUAUCCCCCUGGAGGGCCAGGGGCUCCAUGCUCUAGUGCCCUCACAACCACUGGCAUCUUCACUCCUCGUCCAGGAUCCCAGGAUGCCUGGAAAGCUGCUCCAGCCACAGGGGAAAACCUCCAAAGGAAAAAGUUGGAGAUAUUUUUGCCUCCAGCACCAAUUACAGCUCCAGUGAGGAGCCUCGGCCCUGAGCCACCACAGGCCCUGCUACCACAGCCCCAGGCCUUCAGUGUGAGCCGGUCUCCUCCUGGAGCCCCAAGAGAACACAGCCUGCAGCAACUUAGUCCCGAGAAGGUGGAGAAGGAGCUGCCCCCAGAGCAUCGGUGCCUGAAGGACAGCUUGGAGGCACUCCUUCAUCGCUGUUCCCUGGCUGCCACUGACCUGAAAACAAAAAGGAAGCUGGAGGAGGCAGCUCAGCGUCUAGAAUGUCUGUAUGAGAAGCUUUGCGAGGGGACACUCUCAGCCCAUGUCCUGGCUGGGCUCCACGAACUGGCCCGAUGUGCGGAUGCGGGAAGCUUUGAGCAGGGCCUUGCUGUGCAUGCCCAGGUGGUGGGCUGCAGCAGCUUCAGCGAGGUGUCCAGCUUCAUGCCCAUCCUGAAGGCUGUCCUCACCAUCGCACACAGGCUGCAGAGCUAAGGCAGCCCCUUCCACAGGGGGCCGUUCCUGCUGUUUAACUCCUGGAAGAAAGGGGGAGCUUUUCAACAGGUUGUGUUUCUUUCUCCCAGCCCUCUUCCCUUGCGGCCACUAUGUGACGCCGGAGCUCAGCUCGGUUCCACACCAGCCAAGUGCCUGUUUCUUAUCCCUGUAUGCAUGGCCACCUGGGGUUUCGCUGGCUGCUUUCAGCCUGGGAGGUAGAACUUAGAGUUGGGCCUUACGUUCCCUCGUGUGGCAGUCCAACAGGGCUUCACCAGAAUGGCUUACACAGGGAUACUCUGCUCAAAUGGCUUCCGAGAGGGUAAACAGUGUCGUGGGUUCAGUCUGCCUCUGCCAUGACUCAUAUUAUACUUCUUCUGUUUUUUCUCUUCUGGAGUUAGAGCCUUUCCUCUGACUUCAUAUUCUAUUGUAGCCCCAGGUAUUUGGGGAGAGUUGGCUAAUGUUCCCUUUUUGAAUAAGUUGUGGGCUUAAGGAUUGAGUGAGUGUUGAACAGAAUCAAGAGAGGAAACUAGCCCUUGAAAAAAUGGAACUUCUCCUGUAUUAGCAUUGCUCAGGAUGGGCUGUGCUAGGGGCAGGUGGAAAUAGAAAAGUGCCUUUUGUUUAGACUGAAGAGCAGUGGUUCUCUGCAUGUGACCCCUUUGCCGGUCAAAUGCCCUUUCAAAGGGGUCACCUAAGACUAUUUGCAUAUCAGAUGUUUACAUUAUGAAUCAUCACAGUAGUGAAUCUACGGUUAUGAAGUAGCAUGAAAGCAUUUAUAUGAUUGGGGGUUUCACCAAAACCUGAGGAGCUGUAUUAAAGGGCCGAAGCAUUAGGAAGGUUGAAGACCACUGCUCUAGAAGAAUGACUCUUGACACCGCCCAGGCUGAAGCCUGGCCCAGGCCUUAAACUAUCUGUGAAUUUUAAGCCCAGUUCUGGCAUCAGAGCCUAGCUUCUGAAAGGAUCAGGGUCCUUCUUCCACUCAGCUCUCUUAUGUCCCAAACUGCUUUCUCUGGCCACAUUUUCAUGCUGACCUCUUAACAGUGCAAUAAAGUGGAUUGAUCUGCUUUCCAAA
Meriones unguiculatus (Mongolian gerbil) is the source of this 4759-nucleotide messenger RNA. It is a transcript of the gene Sec31b, whose product is annotated as SEC31 homolog B, COPII coat complex component. The coding region runs from base 181 to 3690 and encodes 1169 amino acids. Lineage: Eukaryota; Metazoa; Chordata; Mammalia; Rodentia; Muridae. Gene Ontology annotation, biological process: endoplasmic reticulum organization; intracellular protein transport; COPII-coated vesicle cargo loading. The record is from RefSeq and is a predicted model, not a curated record. The transcript has 26 exons. Gene Ontology annotation, molecular function: structural molecule activity; protein binding. Gene Ontology annotation, cellular component: COPII vesicle coat; endoplasmic reticulum exit site.